GAUGUCAAGAUCACCGUUGGGUUCAGCACGGCGCCAUUUCAAGACGUGCGAGCAACAACUGUGAGCCAGCGUGCUGUUGACGAAUAUAUCUUCAAAGAUGCCGAACGUGAGCCAGCCAAGUACAUUCUGAUGCAAGCAGACCUUCAGCGCUUCAACCAGUAUCGGACGAUGCUGAUGACAGAGCCUGCUGAAGAAAUUGCUAGCUGGUGUAUCAACUUCGAUGGCUUUUUCCUUCCAGGAAACACUCCCGAGGGCAUCGAAGGCUACUAUUCUCCUCACUGGCACUCAGCCUUAGCAGGGCUAGGCUUGCCCGAAAACACUUCAUGCGAAGACAUGGCCCAGUUCUGUGAUGUGGAUUCUGGCUCGCUGGUGCGCUUGGUGUGCGGAGAGACGUGCUGCUCCAGCGCGAUCCACAAUGCUGCCUGGUUCAAGGUCACGGCCCUAGGCUGUCCGGCAGGGUGUUUGAAAGAGGCAGACCAGAGCCCUGCACGCACCUGUGCAGAUACACAUGCGAACUCAACCCCUUCCUGGGAUGCCUUCUGGGAUGCAUAUCCGAGUGUGAUAGAGAAUAGCACAGGUCAGUCUCUGUUUAACAAUACGGUAGGGUCGCAAGUCGCAGAAAUGGCGCGAGAGAUGAAGCUGCAGGGCUGUUCCGCCUUGAGCAACAGUCGUUGGGAACGCGAAGUCGUGUUGGGUUGGAAGUGGUGCGAAGGCUUCGAGAAUCUUUUUGCACCCUUGGCUCGCCUGUGCCCAGAGAGCUGUGGGUGCAACGUGGACGACCCGGCCGAGGCCCCUGCGGGCUGCCCAGCAUUUUGCUACCCCAGAUGCGAGGACACGAUUUUCCCGGCCAUCGGAGAGGUGGCUACCUGUGCAGAUGGGCAGGCACUUGGCUGGUGCGUCGACCCUGGAUUCCAAUCCCUUUGCCGGAAAUCCUGUACCGGCUGUUAG
Symbiodinium necroappetens is the source of this 948-nucleotide messenger RNA. The record is from the annotation of a GenBank genome assembly. Lineage: Eukaryota; Dinophyceae; Suessiales; Symbiodiniaceae.